CACCAGCCUCUGCCUUGUCCCCGUCCUUCGGAGCCCGAAGCCAUUAGAGUAGUCAAACUACGUGCUUACAUCGGCAACUGCAGUUGCGCAGUGGAUCCCACAAUCGCCGCCGUGGUAAAUACAACACCUACACAAAUCCUAUUUACUUACUUGGUUACGCACAACCCUAUUCCAUCUACCCCUCCUUCCUCGUACACCCUCCGUCACACCCUCCUCCAUCCCUCCUCCAGUCCUCAACAGCCUCCCUCAUCAACACAACUUAUCUCUACACUCUUCUCUAUAAUCAAACAGAUGCGACGUCCACUGCCAAGCACAGCGCACGCGACACUCUUCCGCAUUGCACCGCCGAGAGAUCCUCAUUCGGCUUCAUCGUGCAUUGCGGCUGCGGCGUGCGGUACGGUACCGAGAAUAAGUUUCCUGGGCGUGCUGGGCAUUCUGGGCAACCAUUCCAGCCGCGGACAGUCACGAGCCAAGACCCGCCUAGAAGCUGCCGAAGAACACCGAGCGAACGAAACAAAUGCCGUCGUGAACGACGCCCAGCCUCGGGUAAACUAACGGCUUGACUAAGAAGGGAAGAAGGCGUUGCUUGGUGGAUUGAUGGCUUGCUUGGUGGCUUGGCUCUGCACUCUGCAGGGCUGCGAGGGCGGGCGCUCGAUGCGCGGAUGCUUGGCAAGUUGCCAACGCCCACGCGGACGAGAGAAAAACAAAAUCCGAUGCGGUGGGAGUUUCGAUUUUUUGUGUGCGAAUAUUAAUCGACCGGAUCGAUCUCGCGACGAUCGGAUGAGCGACAGUGAGAGAGCGAGGUUGUGGGAUUCGCACACAUCGCCUUCGAACCGCGGAAGAGAAGAAAAGAAAGAAGGCAAAAAAAAACUUUCUCACCCAGCCACUCCGAUCUUCAUACACACCUAAGCAGGUGCUCCUAGCAGCAUCUCAAGCGCUCCAAUUCUCCCAUUCCGUCGAGUGCGCCGAGAUCCCGAGGAACUACUUUGCUAGCUUCGAAUCAACUAUCAAGCAACCCAUGCCAUCGAUAUUCGUGAGACCGAAAGCUCCGGAAAAAGGUAAAAACUCCGGCCGUUGGUAUGUACUUUACUUUGCAACCAGUAUAUUCUCGCUGCCAUUGGACUUCGCCAUCUUGCGCAGCGCCUACCAGGGCCACCACGCUGCUGCUGUUUGUCUUUCCGUGCCUCCCCCGUCACGAAGGGACUGGAUUUCUACUAUCCAGUUAUCCAACACUGCACGUUUCGGCCUGCUGCGUACGGUAGUUACGUCCCGCCGUUGUUGACGUCGUCCGGUGCAGCCAACCGGAGGAAGACCAAGAAAUCCAACCGCUACACACACUGCAUGCAUAGUCCGCACUCCGGAGGCGCGUCGUAAUGGUGCCACCCGUGCGACCCGGGGGGUUAGGACAGCCAGUCAGAGGACUGAAACUCCACCAUUGCUCCGAUAGGAGGCGUUUCGGCUUCGGUAUCUUGGCUCGGAG
Molecule: messenger RNA, 1480 nt
Organism: Tricharina praecox
Lineage: Eukaryota; Fungi; Ascomycota; Pezizomycetes; Pezizales; Pyronemataceae
Exons: 1
Coding region: 598-909 (103 amino acids)
Source: RefSeq, a predicted model, not a curated record